AUGGCCCUGCGCCAUCCCAAGGCCCUGGGCCUCAACAAGGGCCACAAGGUGAAGAAUGUCAGAAUGUCAGCAAGCCGAGGCACAGCCAGCAGCCUCACUGCGGGCAGGCGCCUCACCACGCACACUAAGUUCGUGCGGGACAUGACCCGGGAGGUGUAUGGCUUGGUGCCUUACGAGCUGCUAAAGGUAUCCAAGGACAAGAGCGCACUCAAGUUUAUCAAGAAGAGGGUGGGCACUCACUUCCACGCCAAGAGGAAGCGGGAGGAGCUGAGCAACGUGCUGGCGGUCAUGCGGGAGGCAGAGGCCAAGGGCUGA
Mesocricetus auratus (golden hamster) is the source of this 315-nucleotide messenger RNA. Its product is annotated as 60S ribosomal protein L36-like. Gene Ontology annotation, biological process: cytoplasmic translation. Gene Ontology annotation, molecular function: structural constituent of ribosome. The coding region runs from base 1 to 315 and encodes 104 amino acids. NCBI's taxonomy places the organism in Eukaryota, Metazoa, Chordata, Mammalia, Rodentia, Cricetidae. Gene Ontology annotation, cellular component: cytosolic large ribosomal subunit; ribosome. The transcript has a single exon. The record is from RefSeq and is a predicted model, not a curated record.